Messenger RNA from Pelobates cultripes (western spadefoot toad), 195 nucleotides. The record is from the annotation of a GenBank genome assembly. NCBI's taxonomy places the organism in Eukaryota, Metazoa, Chordata, Amphibia, Anura, Pelobatidae.
AUGGGGCGCAAAAAUAUAAAAGUUCCACCUGCCAGAGACAUCCAGAUUGUUGAACAUUCGGCUCUCGUUUGCGCCAAAAUUGCGCCUGAGGCACCCAGUGAAGAAGAGGCCGCCCAGGACUCCAAUGAAGACAGGGAGAGCCUUACCGCGUCUCCAGCUGAAACAGGAGCCCACUACCAGGACUCUGAAUCUUAG